Messenger RNA from Ilex paraguariensis (yerba mate), 318 nucleotides. The record is from the annotation of a GenBank genome assembly. Lineage: Eukaryota; Viridiplantae; Streptophyta; Magnoliopsida; Aquifoliales; Aquifoliaceae.
AUGUAUGCUUAUAAAUCCCGAAAAACAAACAAAAAGAAGCAAUUGACGCAGGCAGAAGAAGCAACCACAGAUCUCAUGUCAAGCCAGGGGGUGAAGCUAGUGGGAUUCUGGGCGAGCUCAUUUGUCUUGAGGGUAGAGUGGGCUCUGAAACUGAAGAGUAUUGAGUAUGAGUACAUAGAAGAAGACAUCUUCAACAAGAGCCCUUUGCUCUUGGGGCUCAACCCUGUGCACAAGAAGGUCCCUGUGAUGGUUCAUGGUGGCAAAGUCAUGGCCGAGUCGUUUGUUUUUCUCGAGUACAUUGAUGAGACCUGGACGUAG